Nematostella vectensis (starlet sea anemone) is the source of this 735-nucleotide messenger RNA. RefSeq lists its product as uncharacterized. Lineage: Eukaryota; Metazoa; Cnidaria; Anthozoa; Actiniaria; Edwardsiidae. Bases 93 to 560 code for a protein of 155 amino acids. The record is from RefSeq and is a predicted model, not a curated record. The transcript has 2 exons.
GGAGGACCGAAAGUGCUACCAAGAGCGAUCUAGUUUGCUUGAGAGGUACAGACCCGUGUUAAGACAGGUUUCAACUUUUCUGCAAGUUCAACAUGAUGUUCGGAUAUGUGGUAAUGUUUAUCCUAUCAGUCUCCAUUCUCCUCCCCGUCGCGAAAUCACAGACUACCCAGCCAUCGAUGGCUCUUGCACAGUGCCUUAAGUGCCAACCGCAGACCCCUUACGCACUCAUGAAACUCCUCAUUACGCAGAACUACAUGUUCGUGAAGCCACCUUCAAAUGCGCGUUCUACCCAGCCAAUGCCGCUGCCCAGGAUGUCCGGCGGCUUUGGCCGGCGGGAUAGUUAUCAAUGUCCUUUUAGAUGGGCGACGGAUUUAGACUCUAACCGGAAGCCCUUUUUGCUGGUGAAAGCCGUGCUGACAUGCGACAAGGCACGUGAUCCUACAUGCGCCCGUUGCCAAGCAAUCAACUAUGCUCACCAGGUCCUCACUUACAAAUGUGGCGCGAGCAGAGUUUGGGACUGGAGCUCAGUUCAGCUUCCUGUUGCCUACAUGUUGGGAUGAAAUAAGGAAGACCAAGAGACGGCAUGUGAAUACUUUCGGGAUAUAUAAAAUAAAGACACUAACCUUAAACAUACGUUAAGUUUUUUUUUCUGUCCUUUUUUUUUUAGCUUUGUUUGUAGUUUUUGUAAUGGUUGUAAAAAUUCAUCCAAAAAUAAACACAUUAAUGGGAUCUUAA